Caenorhabditis elegans is the source of this 945-nucleotide messenger RNA. RefSeq names its product F-box domain-containing protein (gene Y38H6C.13). The transcript has 4 exons. The coding region runs from base 83 to 322 and encodes 79 amino acids. The record is from RefSeq and is marked reviewed. Lineage: Eukaryota; Metazoa; Nematoda; Chromadorea; Rhabditida; Rhabditidae.
ACUGAAGUAGAAGGGCAUAAUUUUCAGUUUUUUGUCUGCGUGCUCAAAUUUUUUUCAAUUCAUCCGUCUAAAUAAUAACGUCAUGGAAUCCUUCGAAUACUGGCCAAGAUUGCCUGAAGAACUCAAAAGAGAAGUUAUAAAAAACAUGGGAUUUGCUGACAGAUAUAACACUCGUCUGUGUGCAUCUCAAGAAAUGAGGCUCGUCGAUAAACUGCCAACUCACCUCGAUAACCUGGAAUUUGUUAAUCUGAUGAAGCAUUCAGACAACACUACAUCAGCUUGGCGGUGGAUAAAAUUCCAUUCAAAAACAUUGUCGACCUAAGAACUAACAGUAGAUUUGGAUUCGAGAAGUUUUCAAUUCAAAAUUUCUGCCGAGUUUUUGAAAACAAAAACUCCACCGUUCAACGACUGGAUCUUCAGCUUUUCUAUCAAUCCACAAAUCGAUCAAUUUUUGAUCUUCUGGUUGCUGAAAUUCAGAAACGAGAAAUCAAGAUCUGGGUGAAGGAAGUUCACCUGGAUUGCAGUGAAGAGCGGAAGUUCUCAUGGCGGAGAGUUGCAAAGCUUAUGACUAUUUUUAGAAAUAACCACCCAAGCCAGCUAUUUCUAAGAAAUCUUCGAGAGGAAGACUACAUCAAAAUUUAUAAAUUGGCGUUCCAAGGUGUGCCGGACCAAACGAUUAUAUCGACUGUGCCAAAGUUGUAUGAACUCCACCUAAAAUGGACGACACCGUUUAUAUCAGAUCAAUAUUUGUUUCGCGGUUGUUCACCAGGUUUUGCUUGGUCACAGCUCAAGCAUUAUAAAGCUCAUGGUUGGAAGCCAGUUGGAAGCGUCUUUAAAUUUAGAACAAUUGUGGAAAUGGACAUCGAUGGAAUUAUGCAGCUAUAUGAUGUGCAGCCGCAAUUCAGGAAGUUCCAGCAUGUUCCCGACUGGGAAUACGACAUUUCG